Messenger RNA from Cyprinodon tularosa, 1326 nucleotides. Its product is annotated as GTPase IMAP family member 7-like. The record is from RefSeq and is a predicted model, not a curated record. The annotation marks the transcript as partial. The transcript has 3 exons. Lineage: Eukaryota; Metazoa; Chordata; Actinopteri; Cyprinodontiformes; Cyprinodontidae. Gene Ontology annotation, molecular function: GTP binding.
AUGAUUCCAGCCAGCUGGCUGCCAACUCAGUGUUGCAGCACCACAGAGAGGAUCCCAGGAGCUGAUGUUUUGUUGUUUGGAGGACAGGCAGGAGAUCAGAACCAAGCAGAUGAAUACAGGCAAGAUAAUCUGAAGGUCAAAGCCAAUGCCAAUGUCGCUAACGUGGUCGGUUGUCAGAGCCAGGAGAUCAGAGAUACAGUGAGUUUAGUACCAAAAAGAAGAAUCGUCCUGGUUGGACAAACUGGAGUUGGAAAAAGUAGCCUUGGAAACACGCUAUUUAAAGAUGAGAAGUUCAAAGCCAGCCAUGAUCCAGACUCUGGGAUGAUAAUCUGUGAAACAAAGACCAAAUGCAUCGGUGGAAGACAAAUCACUUUGAUCGAUUUGCCCGGUUUGUUUGAUCCAGAAAAAGAUGAAAAAGAGCUGAAGCCAGCGUUGAUUAAGUGUAUCACAGAGUGUUCACCUGGACCACAUGCUUUUCUCAUCGUGCUCAACAUAGAGGUUUAUACAGAGAAAGGCAAAGAUGUCAUCAGCAGAAUGAAUGAAUACCUCUCUGAGGAUGUGUUUAAACAUGCUAUUGUUGUCUUUACUCAUGGUGAUAGUUUCCCUAGAAGACAACGAGUCAAAGAGUUUGUGAAGACCAAUUCCUUUCUCAAAGAUUUAGUUGAAAAGUGUGGAAAUCGAUGCCACGUCGUUGAUAAUAAAUACUGGAGCAAGCGAUCAAAGUAUAGAUACAGAAGCAACAAGUAUCAGGUGAAGAAACUUCUCAAGUCUAUAGAAAAGACAGUGGAAGCAAACAAUGGAAGCUGCUAUACAAAUAAAAUACUACAAGACAUAGAGAGAAUAAUUAAACAAGAAGAGAAACACAUCGCAGAGUCUUCAAGAAACAUACCAGAGGAAAAAGUCAGAGAAACUGCUCAAGAAAGAGUGUAUAAUAUCCUAAAGAAAGCAGCAGGCUUUACUACAGGUGCUGUGACAGGAGCUUUUUUUGGUGUACUAGCAGUCUUCAAAGGGGUUUCAGUUGCUGCUCAGUUGGGAGCAGCAACUGAAAGACUCUUGAAAGCAUGGACUGGAACCGCUGCAAAACUGGCUUUAGAUGCAGCAGGAAAACCAACAGCAGCAGACCAAGUGUCAACAGAGCAAGAAGGAAAGGGAUCUGAAGGAACAAGAGGUCUUCAAGCAACAGGUAUAGGAGAAGGCAUGGGAGUGGGGAUGCCAGUACUGGCUGCAGCUGCAGGAGUAGGAGCAAUACUUGGUGGUAUCAAAGGAUAUGAAGCAGCAGAGAAAGCAGAAACACCAUGGGAAGCUGCAACAGAGGCAUUUAAGUCU